Molecule: messenger RNA, 2346 nt
Organism: Polistes dominula (European paper wasp)
Lineage: Eukaryota; Metazoa; Arthropoda; Insecta; Hymenoptera; Vespidae
Source: RefSeq, a predicted model, not a curated record
UACCAUGAGAACUUCUCUAUGACAAAUAGCUCGUCAGAAUGUAUGAUUCGUCCAUAUAGAAACUUGGACUCUUCGAGUCCGUGCGUUACUAAAGAAUUAAAAUUUGAGUUUAUUUCAAAAAAGGAUAAUAGUGUCGAAAGAGAAACUCCGCAAAUAAUAAAAGCAAUCGGUAUUACGCCUAGAAAGGCUUACAUGGAUUUAGUUGAUGCAAUCGCAUUGUUAGAUGAGACUUGUCCAAAUCAAGAAUUUAAUCCGUCCGAUACAAUAAAAGCAACAACAGAGGCUUCUUUGAUGCCACAUACAGAAUGUAAAAAGGUGAAAUCAAAAAAUCAUGGUCACGAUCGACUCAAUCAACAUUCAUUUAAGAAAAAUCGUUUACAGGAUAAGAAUAAAAAUCGACCAUUAAUGAAGAAAAUUGGAAAGUCGAAAACCGAGGAAAUACCAUUUCUAAUCAAAUUGUCACCAAAUCUUGGUACCAUUCGUAAGCCUUGUUUCCAGAGAACUAGGACAAGAAAAGUUAUCGAACAACAAACUAUAAAAUCAAAUAAAAUCAGUUGUUUUAAAAAAUUGAUCUUUGAUUCGAUGGAUGUUAGAAAUAAAUCUCUAGUUAAUUUAAAAGGUGUCGACGAAACAGCAACAGUAACAACAGCAGCAACAACAACAACAACAAUAACAGCAGCAGCAACAACAGCAACAACAACAGAUAUUCAAACUAGAACUGAACAAAAUAAACAUCAGCUAAAAAAACAAUUGAAAAAAUUGAAAAAAAGUAAAACACUAGAAUUACCUAUUAGAAGAUAUUCCGAUAUAGGCCAAAGUUCUCCUGUGACAAUACAUUCCUUUGAAACGGAUGAUUUAGAUAGAGCUUUCUCUCAAAAGUUGCCUCUCCGAGGUUAUCUAAGAGCUUCGUUAGAUAGCAUAAUCGAUACCGGAUCUUGUUGUUCGUCGUUAGUGGAAGAUACAAUAAGGAAUAAUUCAAAAGUUAGUCAUAUGCAACAACGAUGCAAUAGUAUAGAUACGUUAAUAAAAGAGAAAAUAACCAUAAACGAAGAAAGUGUUUCUUCUAGUAAAUACGUGUUCUCAGUAGGUUCUUCACUCACAGAAUUAGAUAGAUGGACUAGCUUUUCUAAGAAACAACGUGAAAUAUUAGACAAGAGGAAAUGUAAGACUCAUUCGACGAUUGAGUGUAUUUGUAAAAGUUUGAAAAUAGUUGGAAGUACGCCAAAUUUAAAAGCGAGUAAUAAUAUUAAUUAUUUAAAAGAAGAAGCGUCUAACUCACAAUUAAUAAAUACAUCGAGCAAUUUAAAAGAACAGUGUCAAGAAAUAAGUACAUUGAACAAAGAGAAAAGGAGUAAUUAUUUAGAGGAUAAUAAAAUAAUUCAAAAUACAAGCUCAAAGUGUCGGAAAUGGCAAAUUUUCUUUGAACCUUUGCAAGACACAGUGGAUAUGUUUAACGAAUUACGAAAAGUAAGCAGUUUACUGAAUAUACCUUCUUGGGAGAAAUUUUCUAAAGUAGACAAAACGUUUGUUCAAAUACCGAAACAGAUUUUUUUAAAUAAAAAAGAUACGAUGAGACGCGAAACAAGCACAAAUCUAAACACAAGUCUAAAUGAAAGGAAAAAACAUAUUUCAACAUUUUCCAAAGAAAAACAGUUAAUAGAUUCUAAAGCAAUUUCUUUAACGACUACAAAGGAUUUAACUUCUCAGACUGAAGUAGAUUCUAAAUGUUAUUUAUCGGAUAUUUUUAAUGUACCUUUACAGAAGAGAAAUGUUAAAGAACGAAAAGAGACGGGUAUGAAAAUAAAAGAAGCAACUAAGACUAAACACAAUCAUUGUCUUGAAAUAAAGCUUGCUAAUCCUAUGUUUCCGAAAGAAAGUAGCUCUCAGAAAAUGGUACAAAUUCAGGGACGGACCAAUGAUUUUUAUGAGAUUGUAUCAUCUAAAACAGUGCCGAAUUGCGCUGAAAAACAAUUGAGAAAAGUUUCUGCCGAAGAAGAUACAAAAUUAGAGAACUUUACCCUUGGUUCUAAGGUUGACUACCAUUCAGUUAUUGAGCAAAAGCGGACCAAAUGCUUUCCUUUAUAAUGCAUGUAUGUAGAUCUAUUUGUAGAUAAUGUUCUAUAAUAAAAACACAUUGUGUUUGCAUUCAAAAUGUACAAUGCCAGGGACAGGAGCCUUACGUAUAUAGAGUGAAUCAUGUUUUACUUAAACUGUUUCACUACUUUUUAGCUAUACUAAGGGUAAACUAUUUAACACUUAUUUCUAAUGUUGUACAGGAGAAAACGGACAUUCGAUACGGAUUGUAUUAUUGGUUUCUACAAUAAACAUUAUGCUGCAUUCAUAAAA